Messenger RNA from Pisolithus orientalis, 1137 nucleotides. RefSeq lists its product as uncharacterized. The record is from RefSeq and is a predicted model, not a curated record. The transcript has 8 exons. The coding region runs from base 88 to 1137 and encodes 349 amino acids. NCBI's taxonomy places the organism in Eukaryota, Fungi, Basidiomycota, Agaricomycetes, Boletales, Pisolithaceae.
CCCUUGCCCUUCGCACUUCACCACCAUCGUCCCCUACAGUCGUAGCACACUUACUGCUUAAGAUAUCCUAAAACCUGUUUUCUUAUCAUGGCGCCGAACUCUCUUCGUUCCUGGUGGCGUUCGCUGCGGCGUUCUCAACCUCCGAGUGGCAAUGCUGGUAUAUUACUCCCCACUGAAGCCACACAUUCAGUUUCCCCGCAUGCAGUCGUCCCUACGCCGGCUUCAGACUAUCGCUUAGAUCCUACAGAGGCUAAAAAGCAGAUUGAUCGCAUCCCUCGUUUUCGCAUUCUUGUCAUGGGCAGAGCAAAUGCGGGUAAAACAACUAUUUUACAGCGGGUCUGUAACACUACGGAUCAGCCUGAGAUCUUCGAUGGAAACGGAGUGAAGGUUAAUUCUGGGGUGGUGCAGGGUUCACUAUCGCGUGGUGUCCAUACCAUUGAGGAUGAGCUGGUGUUUCAAAGUAACCAACAGUUUGUGUUCCAUGACUCGUGCGGAUUCGAGGCAGGGGAGGAGGCAGAGUUUGAUAAGAUGAAGAAAUUUGUCACAGAACAUGCCAAGGCCACCAAACUGGAGCAGAGAAUACAUGCGAUUUGGUAUUGCAUUCCUUUGAAUGAAAGGCAUAGGAUGGUCACAGCUGCUGAAAAGAAGUUCUUUAAUGAGUGUGAUUCAGGGCAUGUUCCUGUGAUUGUGCUACUAACAAAGGCAGACACUUUGAGUCUUGAUGCAUUUCAGGAGCUUAAGAAAAAGGGGUCAACUGUAGAUGAUGCAAGGAAAAGGGCUCCAGAAGUAGGAAAGGAGGUACAAAAGUGCUGCCUGGACAAGGUCAAAGAUUGGCUGGAUAAACUGCAGUUUCCACCUCAAAACUACCUGGUGCUUACCAGUAUGCAACAGAAGGGUGCAGAUUGUAAAGAGCUGUUGAAAUGCACAGCAAGUGCAUUGACAGAGGAAGGACUGCAAGGGCUGCUUAUAUCUUCACAGCAGUCAAACCUGGGACUGUGCAUGGAAUUUGCCAUAAUGAAGACAUUGAAGAGGAUCUUGAACAAUGUGGCUCACCAAAUUGAAUUGGACACCAUAGCAAAUGCCCUUGCAACAUGGUUCCCAUUUAAAGUGUGUGAAAUUCUGCAAGUACAAGUAUAA